CGAACGUCAGACGUUCACCGGUCGCUGAAGCAGCAAGUUCUCUCUUGUUCCCUCUCCGAGUCAUCACCACCCGCAGUCAAAAUGGUUCACUGGCUCCCUCUCGAAUCCAACCCUGAGGUUAUGAACAAGUUUCUGGUUGGUUUGGGGGUUCCUGAUUCUUGGUCAAUUCAUGAUGUUCUUGGCCUGGAAGAAGACCUCCUUGCUAUGGUACCUCAGCCUGUGGCUUCAGUGAUCUUCUUACACCCCAUAAAUGAUAAAGCUGAGAGCCACAAAGCUGAACAACAAUCCAGCAUUGAAUCUUCUGGACAGGACGUCUCUGAAAAUGUGUACUUCAUGAAGCAAUUUGUGGGCAAUGCCUGUGGAACUGUAGCUCUUCUCCAUGCUGUUGCUAAUAAUCUUAACAAAAUAGAAUUGGAAGAUGGCCCUCUCAAGGAGUUUUUAGAGAAGACCAAAUCCAUGUCUGAAGAGGAAAGAGGACGUGAACUGGAGAAAGAUGAGGGAAUCUCUAAAGCCCAUGAAGAAUCUGCACAAGAGGGACAAACUGAGGCACCAGAUAGGGAGACCAAAAUGGAUAUGCACUUCAUUGCCUUUGUUGAAGUGGAUGGCCAUCUGUAUGAGUUAGAUGGUCGUAAGAAGUUUCCAGUGAAUCAUGGCGAUACUACUUCAGAUACACUUUUGGCUGAUUCUGCCAAAAUAUGCCAGGAAUUCAUCAGCCGAGACCCCGAGGAGUCUCGCUUUGCAGUUGUGGCUCUCACUGGGGCUCAGUAAGAUGCACUGUAAUGGUGGUCUUGUGUUGCGCCUCAUCAUUUCUUGUGUGAUAACUUCAGUAAUUUAUAAGCAAUGGGAUAUUUUUAUUUUUGUUAGGUUUGCUAUGAUUUUGAGUUUUAUGUAAGUUUUGAGGCUACAGUUUUCAAAGGGUGGAAGAUGAAAGAGCAGAAAUGCUAGUCAGAUAACUUAACUAUUUUACUGUGAUAAGAACUGAAUUUGACCAUUAGCUUAGUGUCUUCAAAGCAGGAAUAUCAAGAUUGGUUUCCCAUACAUAUCCUGUUAAUCAUAAAGUUUAAAAUGUAGCCUUGUUAAUGUACGAAAUCACACACACACAGUGCUGUCCCGUUCUCUUUUGUUCUACUAGAGCAGCUGAAGAAUUUGAUUAAAAGAUUCAACAUUGAAGUCUCA
Macrobrachium nipponense is the source of this 1176-nucleotide messenger RNA. RefSeq names its product ubiquitin carboxyl-terminal hydrolase isozyme L3-like (gene Uch). Gene Ontology annotation, molecular function: cysteine-type deubiquitinase activity. Gene Ontology annotation, cellular component: cytoplasm. Bases 82 to 768 code for a protein of 228 amino acids. NCBI's taxonomy places the organism in Eukaryota, Metazoa, Arthropoda, Malacostraca, Decapoda, Palaemonidae. The transcript has 8 exons. The record is from RefSeq and is a predicted model, not a curated record. Gene Ontology annotation, biological process: protein deubiquitination; ubiquitin-dependent protein catabolic process.